UACUUAGGGGUCCACAUGGUGCAAGGAGAUGUUGUGAAACUCUUGCACCUGACAGGAUUACUCAUCACUAUCUACAGGUUGUUGCACAGCUCUGUCCUUCGUAAAGGUGGCAGAAAAAGACAUCAGUUGAAUUUAUCAGCAGAAAAAGCGCAGCUUCCUAUUACCAUGGAUAAACAGCCCGCGGUGGUGUUUCGAAAUGUGGGGCAACUGUAUUUCCCCCAAACCAGAGUGGAGUGCCACUACAGUCUGACCCCUGACCACCAGUGGGACAGCAGUGACUGGAUAGGGAUUUUUGAGGUGGGCUGGUCUUCAGUGAACGAGUAUUACACAUACACAUGGGCUCUUGUUCCUGAAGGCUACACUGAAGGCACCGGUGUCAACUGCUGUGUGCAUUUCCAGGCAUUCUUCCUGCCCCGCCCCAGUACUGUAGAGUAUGAGUUUGUAUACGUGGAUAAGAUGGGAGAGGUUUGCGCCCGUAGUCGUCCCUUCACCUUCUGCGAGCCCAAGCCGCUGGAUGAGCUGGAGACUCUUAAAGAGGAACAAGAUGAGGAGGACGGAGAGGAGGAGCUGCUCCUCGUCAUUCCCAGGGCUCAGCUGCUGCAGAGUCGUCUGGAGGAAUGCUUAAAACAACAGGCAGACAUACAGCAGGCUCUGGAUGUGACAAAAAAGGAGAGGGAGGACGAGAGCGAGAACAGCAAGAAAACAAGGAUGGAGUGGGAGCGCGAAAGAGAAGCGAUGAGGGAGGAGAUCUCAGAGCUCAGAGACAACAUGAGGCAAAACUACGAGACGCUGAAGAAGAUGGAGGGGAAGCACAAGGUACAGACAGGUCAUGCCUCCGGGUUUGUUGGGGAUGUGAAAUAUAAUCAGGAAAGUCUAACCUCUGAACUAAGUAAACAUUUGGCUGAAAAAGAGGAGAGUCAGCAGCGAAUCAAAGACCUGGAGGAGGACAUCAAGGUCCUGAAUGACAGGAAGAAAGAGGGAGACGUGGAAGUGGAAAGGCUGAAGGAGAGAGUGAAGAAAAUGUCCGGUCAAAUGAAACACGAUGAAGAAAAGAGAAAAACUCUGCAGGCGGAGAACGAGGCUGCUCUGGUGGAGAUGCAAGGCCUACGGGAGCGCCUGGAGGCCAGUGAGCAUACCGCUGAGAGCCUUCACAGGGAGCUAAGGGAGCUGGGCACCCGUCAGGGCCAUGCCCACACCGAGCUGCACCAAGCCCGACUUCAAGUGGCCCAGCUCACCCUGCAGCUGUCCGAGGAGAACCUGCUCCUCAGGGAGGAGCGUGCCAACUGGGCCCUGGAAAGAGAAACAUACAAACAUGCAGCAGAAACCGAUAAAAAGAAAUUACAAGAACUGAGCUGUGAGGUGCAGAGGAAGGAGGAGUGGCUCCAGGAGGAGAGGAUGGAGAGGGAGAACCUAGAAGUCGAGCUCGGGUGUGAGAGAGAUCGCAAUCGAGUGCUGCUGAGUGAUACUAAGAAAGAGCUGCAGGAGCUGAAGGCCAGUCUGAGGACGGCUCAGAAGGAGAGAGAGGAGCAGCAGAGGGACAAAAAGCAGGAUCUGGUGACCUACAUAUAUCAGUUAGAGCAGAGGUUGGGGAUUGUGCCAGAAACCAAAUCAAAUGGAGAAAUCCCCACACGUGUCUCUCGUGGAUCUUCCUUUGAGGAUGACGAGGAUGCUGCCUCAGCUUCCCCCAGAUCGAUCUGUUCACCUCUUUUCUUCUCCACUCACCUGGAACGGCUCGACAGAGGCGAGAUCCCCGCCGAGACACACAUCCAGAGCAAAGAUGACGAACAGGCCUCAGACACACAGGUGGCUGACUCCCCCAUGUGGUAACACAAAGACGGAUGGUGGGUGGAAAGUUGCUUGUUUACCAUUGCAAUGCAAGUUCAUGUGGGUCAUAACAAAAACCUAGUCUUAUUUUGUGAUUAUUCCAAUGUUGUUUUGUAGCUGCAGUGUAGAACUUUCACUUUUUUUAAGUCUUUAGCAUCCUGAAUUUUGUUUAUUUGAUCAGCAUAAUAAUUUUUUUUAUUACUGCUUUAAUAAACCUCGGGAUAAAAAUGUGGAUAUGUUUUCCAACUGCUCUGAAAAAAAUUCACACCACUAUUAGCUUGAAUUUAAAACGUUAUAUCUUCUUCUUUUGAUGGCAUAUCAGCCCAUAACCUCUGCAUGUGAGUGUGAAUCCUAAAAUUGUGUCAAAUGCGUGGGCGUGUAUUGCAGACAAGUGUGAAAUGUUCUGCUCCAUCUUGUUGAGUGUAUGGUUGUGUUGGAAGAACAUGAAAAUGUACGUAUACUUUUGUAUUGAUAGUUUGUAGGAAAGAUGGGACUCUUUAAUAAAAUAUGAUAAUAAAUA
Molecule: messenger RNA, 2344 nt
Organism: Larimichthys crocea (large yellow croaker)
Lineage: Eukaryota; Metazoa; Chordata; Actinopteri; Sciaenidae
Product: calcium-binding and coiled-coil domain-containing protein 1-like
Exons: 13
Coding region: 16-1827 (603 amino acids)
Biological process (GO): positive regulation of transcription by RNA polymerase II
Molecular function (GO): transcription coactivator activity
Source: RefSeq, a predicted model, not a curated record